AUGUGUGAUUCGAGGCGGAUUAGGCUGAGAUUCGGAGGGAGGACCUUCGGCGGCGCUGGUGGCAGCGGCGGAGGCGGCGGCGAUGGUGGAGACGAGAUCGAGGGUUCUGGUGCUCGACAUGCAAUAUCACGACGUCUGAAUGCGUCUGUUAGGAGACAGACAUCUCGAUCUUCACCGGUUCAGCCCGAGCAGCAGCAAUACGGGUCUACUAGUGGUUGGUCGAGAGACCAACAGUCUGGUAGUAGUCGGCCCUUGUACUCUGCAAGUGGAGCACCCAUAUCUGACGAGGAAGACGAAUGUUCGGCUAGUCAUGCUGGUGACUGGGAUGAAGAACAGGACCCUCAGGAUUUCCAUAUGGUAUAUAGGGGUCAGUUUGGGAGAUUUGUUGGUAGUGGGUCGAGUCAGCCUACUUCCAGCUCUGCAGAGGCAUGGUUAGUGCAGGAACCGAUGCCGGGUUGGCCUGAGGAUGGGUCAGUUAUCCCUAGUUUUGGCGGUCACGUGGCACGGUAUAUCUGGAUGGAGCAGGAGCGUAGUGUUUUGCGCUGUUUGAGUAGGACAAAGUUAUGUUCUAACUUGUUCACUUGGCGAGGCCGUCAAUCUGUGGAGGAUAUUGCGGCGAUUGAUGCUAGUUGGUUGUCUCACUUGCCCGGCCUGAUGUUUAAGAGACUUGAUUGGCCGUUGAUUUCUGCUUUUGUUGAGAGGUGGCAGCCAGAUACGAACACCUUUCACAUGCCAUUUGGGGAGAUUACGAUCUUGCUGCACGACGUGUACAACAUACUUGGGUUUCGGGUUGCAGGCAAUAUGGUGUCCACUACUCCUAGCACGGACGUGUUACGGGACGCGUGCUCGGUCACCAUGGAUAUGACUCUAGAUGAUCUGUCUGAGGUUUGCGGCACAAAGACCAUUUGGCAUGGUAGUGGGGUGUUGACCGAUAAGAUUUUUGAGUCGACAUUGGCGGUCGACCGGGAUUUUAGUGAGCAGCUUGAUGCAUACUUGUGGUUAGUGCUUGAGGUACACUCUGCACUAGCCUACUUGUAUCGGCAACUGGGCACGGCAUCACGGAAAGGUGCUGAUUCGAUUGCUGGUUGUCUCACGCUUCUACAAGCGUGGGUUUACAAGUACUUUCCGUGCUUUCGGCCACAGCAGGGUACCUUGACCCGGGACCUUCAAAUGCCUCCUGCGUCUGCUUGGGAUGUAGGAGAGGGAUGUCCUAGCAAGAACCUGGAGCGCCUGUUAGCUUUUCGUACUAGGAUUGAUGCGCUUACUGACCGUGAGGUGAACUGGCCACCGUACGGAGCUGAUCCUGCAUUACGAGUGCCCCCCACUUUAUUCAUUGGCUGCAUCCAGUACCAUAACAUCAUUGAGCCGUACAUGCCUGAUAGAGUGGUGCGCCAGCUAGGUUUCGUGCAAGGCAUUCCCCGCGAGAUCAUCAGGCCAGAGAAGGCCAAGAGGCCGACUAACUUGAAGAUGUAUUGGGUAGACUUCCCGACUGAGAUGACAGCUGUGAUGUGGAACAGGCUUAGUGCUGCAGCUCCUUCGGUUGCGCCCGGUUACAUGCAGUGGCUGUACAGGUUUUCUCACCCGCAGGUAUCUCCAGGUCCAGGAGUUACAAGCAAUCUGCCUGAGCGGACUAACACUGAUUACUGGAUGGGUCGGUCCAUGGAGAUUCACCAAAGAGCACUAGUUGAGUAUCCUGAAAUGUCGAGUGAGACUCGAACAAUGACUGAGCAGCUUGUAUUUGAUUGGAAGUCAAAAAUGGGACUUUAG
This is a messenger RNA of Chenopodium quinoa (quinoa), 1767 nucleotides long. RefSeq names its product protein MAIN-LIKE 1-like. The record is from RefSeq and is a predicted model, not a curated record. Gene Ontology annotation, biological process: meristem development; meristem maintenance. Bases 1 to 1767 code for a protein of 588 amino acids. Lineage: Eukaryota; Viridiplantae; Streptophyta; Magnoliopsida; Caryophyllales; Amaranthaceae. The transcript is spliced from 5 exons.